Messenger RNA from Corticium candelabrum, 708 nucleotides. RefSeq lists its product as uncharacterized. The record is from RefSeq and is a predicted model, not a curated record. Lineage: Eukaryota; Metazoa; Porifera; Homoscleromorpha; Homosclerophorida; Plakinidae. The transcript has 2 exons. Bases 71 to 553 code for a protein of 160 amino acids.
GACGCGUUUUUCAGUGCUGAUUCACCGGCACAAGUUUCAAUCCACUAGCUAGACGCUGCAUUGUAUAGAAAUGCCAUCGUCGAUUUUCUAUGCAACGGUUCUUCUCUUCUACCUGUGCGAUGCCCGUCCUCCACCGCAAAUGGGACCGGCAGUAACAGGCUGCCUGACUCAAGUUCAAGCAAGUCCGACGUCGAGAAUACCCUCGGAGACAAUCUCGUAUCUGGCUAGAAAGGCUGACAUCGUGGCUAAAGUCAAAGUAAUCUACUUUUUGGAUAAAUUCAGGUAUCAGGCAAUGGUGCAGAUACUCGCUGUCUACAAAGCGACGGUUGGUCUGAGACUGGAUGUUGAAGACCGCAUACAUCUCUACGGUAUCAACAGUCCUCUUACGUGCACAAGAAAUCAGAUACUAUAUAAAAGAGGCAAGAAAGGAUUCGUGUUUGUCAAGAGAAGUAAAAAGACUGACGAAUUGAACGUAUUGAAUUUUGGAGUUCAAAAGAGCUCAAACCGAAAUCUGAAGAAAAUUCUGAAACAAGUAAAGAUUCCUUACUACUGAGUGACUUGUUAUGAUACGUUGGUGGUGCAAUAGUACUGUUCUGUGCACUAGCUAAAGUACUAAAUGUUGGCGUACGUGGUACAUUGCAAAAUUCUCAAUGGCAGAGUUGGCACCUCGUUUAUGUACACUAAAUAUAUAAUAUUACCUAAAACUAA